Molecule: messenger RNA, 4041 nt
Organism: Colletotrichum karsti
Lineage: Eukaryota; Fungi; Ascomycota; Sordariomycetes; Glomerellales; Glomerellaceae
Exons: 4
Coding region: 1-4041 (1346 amino acids)
Biological process (GO): mRNA catabolic process
Cellular component (GO): exosome (RNase complex); P-body
Molecular function (GO): 3'-5'-RNA exonuclease activity; RNA binding
Source: RefSeq, a predicted model, not a curated record
AUGGAGCAGCAGCAGCAACAGCAGCCCCAGCAGCAGCAGCCUGCUGGCGGCGUCCCAGGCCCUACCGGCCGUCGCCUUCACAUUGCGCACAGGAGAAGCCCUUCCGAGCUGACUCCGUUGAUGAGCAUGUUUGCCAAUCCGGGCAUGGAACAGCUAGCUAUCCAGCAGCAGAUCGAGCUGUUGCAGCAACAGCAGCAACAGAUCCAAGCUACCCAGCAACAAUACAUGAACAUGGGAAUGAUGCCCCCUACGCAACAGCUCGGCCCCGGCGGUGCUUUCAACCUGCAGCCGGGCAUGGCGCCGCAGGGCGGCUUCCAGUUCCCUCAACAGCUUCCACAGCAGAAUGUUAACAUGGGCGGUCCUCCCACACAGCCCAUGUCACAUCGCCGUAAUCAGUCGGCACUCCCCAACAUGGGAAUGGGUCCCCCUCCCGCUCCCUCCUCUGGUGCUUCCGGUGCGGCCUAUAACGAAGCCGCCGGCGCUGCCCCCGCUGGUAGAGAAAAUGCCGGCGGUCGCGGAGGCCGAGGCGGCGGUGCCGGAGGUGGCCAUCAGAGACGUCACUCUCUCGCCCUCGCCGAUGCAAAGAAGGCGGCUGAAAUUGCCCAGCAGAAGCGCACAACGUCGGGUUUCCAGUUCCCCGCGGCGCCGGCUCCUGGUGAUGAAGGUGGCGCCUCCGCCCCCGCCCCCGCUCCGACGCAACCCGAGGCCCCAAUUGCCCAGGGCACCACCGCCGGUCGCGGACGCGGAGGACACGGCCGCAGUCAGAGCAUGGCUGUCAACGGCCGCGGAGGUGGUGGCGCCGGCCGUGGUGGCUUCUCCGGUGAUAACCAGAACGACUUCGGACGUCGUGGUAGCUCCGGCCAUGCCAGAACCGGCUCCCGCAACUUUGACGGCAACUGGCGCAACCAAGGUGGUAACCAGGGCCAGGAGCAGGGUGGUUUCCAGCCUGGUCACCGCUCUCGCGGCUCGAUCAACCAGUCUAUUUCUAGCAUUGGCGCGUUCCAGUACCCUGGUCAGCCUCAGCUUAUGCAGAUGCCCGGCCAGAUGCUCCCCAUGCAAAUGUACCCCGGUCAGCAGCUUAACCCUAUGCAGAUUCAGCAGCUCCAGGCCCUUCAGGCCCAGAUGAACGGACAGCCAUUUGUCGGUCUUCAGGGCGGUCAGCACGGCGGUCAGCUUGGUGGAAACCAGCAACAGCAGCAGCAGAGAAAGACUCUCUUCACUCCUUAUCUACCCCAGGCCACUCUCCCGGCUCUUCUCGGCGAUGGUCAGCUCGUCUCUGGUAUCCUCCGUGUCAACAAGAAGAACCGCAGCGACGCCUAUGUCUCCACCCAGGACGGUCUGCUCGAUGCUGAUAUCUUUAUUUGCGGUAGCAAGGAUCGCAACCGUGCCCUUGAGGGUGAUCUGGUCGCCGUCGAGUUGCUCGACGUCGACGAGGUUUGGUCGCAGAAGCGCGAGAAGGAAGAGAAGAAGAAGCGCAAGGACAUCACUGAUACCCGUUCUGGAUCGACCAACGGACAGAACCAGUCGUCCAACAACAACGACGACAACACCCAGCAGGAGGGCGGCAUCCGCCGUCGCGGCAGUCUGCGCCAGCGUCCCACGCAGAAGAAGAAUGACGACGUGGAGGUCGAAGGACAGAGCCUGCUUCUCGUCGAAGAGGAGGAAAUCAACGAUGAGGCCAAGCCCCUUUACGCCGGACACAUUGUCGCCGUCAUUGAGCGUGUGGCUGGACAGAUGUUCUCCGGUACUCUCGGUCUGCUCCGACCCAGCAGCCAGGCCACCAAGGAGAAGCAGGAGGCGGAGAGAGCUGCCAGAGAUGGUGGUAACAACCGUCAUCAGGACAACCGCUCCCAGGAGAAGCCCAAGAUCGUUUGGUUCAAGCCUACCGACAAGCGCGUGCCUCUCAUUGCCAUUCCUACCGAGCAGGCUCCUCGCGACUUCGUCGAGAAGCACCAGGAUUACGCGGAUCGUAUUUUCGUGGCCUGCAUAAAGCGCUGGCCGAUUACUUCCCUGCAUCCUUUCGGUACACUCGUCGAGCAGCUUGGUCGUAUGGGUGACCUUAAGGUGGAGACCGACGCCCUGCUUCGCGACAACAACUUCUCCUCCGACGAGUUCUCUGAUGCCGUUCUGCGCAGCGUUGGGUUGGCGGAUUGGUCUCUCGCUAAGGAGGAUGAGACUGCUCUUGCUGCUCGCCGCGACUUCCGUGAUGAGAAGGUCGUUACUCUCGACCUCGACGGCUCGCCCGAGCUUGCCAACGCCAUUCACAUCAAGACUCAGCCUGACGGCAAGAUUGACAUCGGCAUUCACAUUCCUGACGUCACUCACUUCGUGAAGCCCAACUCGCUCGUCGACCGCGAGGCCAAGAAGCGGGGCACGGCUGUUCACCUCGUCAACCGUACCUGCGCCCUGCUCCCUCCCAAGAUCUUUGGUGAGGUUUGCUCUUUGACACCUGGCGAGGAGCGCCUCGCUGUCAGUGUCCUCUUCCGCGUUAACCCCCACAACGGUGCCGUUGCUGAGGGCGACGCUUGGGUCGGCAGGAGUAUCAUCAAGAGCACCGCCAAGGUUACUGUUGAUGAGAUCGAUGCCGCCUUGAAUGGCCAGGCAGACUGGAAGCACGAAUCCAUCCAGCUCAAGGAUGUUCAGAUCCUCAAUGCUGUCGCGCAAAAGUUCACCGAGGCUCGUCUUGGUGCUGGUGGCGAGCCCAUCGCUCCCCUGAGACUCAUGCAGCAGCUUGAUGACGAGAACAUUCCCAUCAAGCACAACAUUUUCGAUUCCUCCCCCGGCACUGAGCUUGUCGAGGAGCUCAUGCACAAGGCCAACACCUUCGUCGCCCAGCGCCUGGCUGAGGCUCUCCCUGAGAAGGCUCUGCUGCGUCGUCAAGGCCCGCCCAACGCUCGCCGUCUGCAGACCUUUGCUGAUCGCAUGAACGCCAUCGGCUACGAGGUUGAGACUUCUGGCAGCGGCAGCCUCCACAACAGCCUGUUCAAGGUUGAUGAUGCGGACGUUCGCAAGGGAAUGGAGACUCUUGUUCUCAAGUCAAUGCAGCGCGCCAAGUACUUCAUUGCCGGAAAGACAGCCAAGCAGUUGUGGCCUCACUUUGCUCUUAACCUGCCGCUUUACACUCACUUCACCAGUCCCACUCGGCGCUACGCCGACAUCAUUGUUCACCGCCAACUCGAGGCUGCCCUUUCCGAGGGUAAGAUCGAAUACACGGAAGACCUCGAGAGCCUUGUUAAGACGAUUGAGGCUUGCAACACCAAGAAGGACUCUGCUCAGAAUGCCCAAGAGCAGAGCAUUCACAUUGAGUCCUGCCGCAAGAUGGAUAAGAAGAGACAGGAGGUCAACGGCGAUCUCAUCACGGAAGGUAUCGUUAUCUGCGUGUACGAGUCUGCAUUUGACGUUCUCAUUCCCGAAUGGGGCUUCGAGAAGCGUGUGCACUGCGAUCAGUUGCCUCUCAAGAAGGCCGAGUUCAGGAAGGAGAAGAGGGUGCUCGAGCUCUACUGGGAGAAGGGCGUGCCAAGCUCCGCAUACGUACCUGAGGAUGAGCGGCCCAAGGCCGCCGCCUCUGUUAGAAAUGCCAACGCCAUGGCUGCUGCUCGCCAAGCGCAAGAGGCUGAGCGCGUCAAGAAGGAGAGGGAAGAGGCUGCUCGCAAGCAGACGGAGACGGGCACCAUCUCCACCGACGACGUCGACGCUCUCUUCGACGAUGACGAUGACAACGCUUCGGAUGUCACCGAGGCGAUGGCCGGUGCUUCGUUGGCCGAAAGGCCCACGCAAAGCGUCCCCGGCUCGCCGACCCGGUCCGAUGCCAAGCCGUUGCAGCGUACCAGGUCCGACUCGAAGGUGCCCGCACCUGAGGCUCCCGAGACCCGGCUGUCGAACAAGGAGAAGUACCUUAAGCUCUUCAAGCUGCGUGAGGAGGGAGGCGAGUACAUCCAAGAUGUCACGGAGAUGACCAGGGUCCCUGUGAUCCUGAAGACUGAUCUCUCCAAGAGCCCACCUUGCUUGACCAUUCGGUCUUUGAACCCCUAUGCUUUGUAA